ACGACGUCGUUUAAUAUUGAGCUCUCCUCUUUCACAGUCGAAGUCAAAACCCUAAAUCCUCCCUACUGCUCAAACACCAUUUCGGACGAGUGUGAAUCAGAACCUCACCAUGAUUCGAAUCACAAGACCAAAACCGAUCAUCGAAUCACUGACCUACAACCUCAUCCAGAGAUGCUCCGCCGGGGGAACCCCCAAAGGAAAAGCCAAGCUGAAAACAGGCCAGCCACUGAAGCGUAACAAGCUCUCCACCAAGAACCCCGCCGCAUCCGGAGAGGGAGAGGAAGCCGUCAAAGGCAAAGGACGAAUCUCCGACGAAAAGCAAAAGCUCUACGAGCAAUGCCUAAACGCUCCCUGUCCCGUUCGCUCCCUAACCCCCAAAGAGGCCGAGCGCGAGGCCCAGCGCGAGAAGCUAGGCCUGAUCAGCAAGGACAAGCAGCGCGACAUGGAGAUUCAGAAGAAAGGAGGAGCCGCCGCGAUGGGGAUCAACACCGACGAGCCGAUGCGCAUCGGGACCGCGGGAUUGGAUUACGUCUCGCUCGGGAUCUUUAGCGCCGACGAGCUGGUGAAGUACAAGGUGACGGCGGAGGACGGGGAGAGGCUCGCGAAGGAGAACAGUAAGGUGCUGAUGAGGGAGCAUAGAGAGAGGCGUGCGGCGGAGACUGUGCUGCUGAAUAUGAAGAAGGCGGCGAUCGAGGCGUUGCCGGAGAAGCUGAAGAUGGCGGCGUUGGAGCCUGAUUUGACGCCGUUUCCGGCGAAUCGAGGUAUGGCUACGCUUACGCCGCCGAUUGAAGGGUAUCUUGAGAAGGUUAUGGACGCGGCUAAGAAGAGCUCGAGUAAAGAGAAGUUGAGAUGAUUCGUUUUUAAAGUUGAUUCUAUAUUCAGAACGGAACAGAACCGAGACUGAGACAUUUGAGAAGUGCUAUUGACAGAAACUUAAGAAACUGUUUCUAGAGUUCCCAAGCUUUAAAGAUAGAGUAAUCGUUGAUGCAGCUUAUUUUUUACUUUUCGCAAACGCUGACUUUCAUAAGGCUGUCUGGCUCUCGAUAAAGAUUUUCUUAAAGCUGUGUUCGGACCGUAAUAAAUGUUCAAGUCUUUGUAUCUCUGGUUUAAUAUUUUUUUCUCGAUUGA
Messenger RNA from Brassica oleracea var. oleracea, 1128 nucleotides. RefSeq lists its product as uncharacterized. The record is from RefSeq and is a predicted model, not a curated record. Gene Ontology annotation, cellular component: mitochondrial large ribosomal subunit; mitochondrial ribosome. The transcript has 2 exons. NCBI's taxonomy places the organism in Eukaryota, Viridiplantae, Streptophyta, Magnoliopsida, Brassicales, Brassicaceae. Bases 110 to 853 code for a protein of 247 amino acids.